UAUUUAGUUUACUCAGCUCGACUACACGCAGCAAAACUUUUGCAUAAAUUCCAACAAAAUUAUAGAGUAAAUUGAACAGAUUUCGGCAAUAGUUUAUUAUACAAAUCCAAGUUAAAGAUGCAGAUGUGUUGUGAGCGCAUCUCAGCAGUGAUUGCCGGCGUUUUGGUUAGCCUCUGGUAUGGCAAGACCUUCGGCGAUGACAAGAAGAAGGAGGAUGAGAAGAAAGCCAAGAAGAAGUAGAGGCCGAACACUGCGCCGCCUUGUUUACUCAGAAGUUUCGGACAAUAUCACAGCGAUGCUUGCGUGUAACGAGU
Messenger RNA from Drosophila arizonae, 314 nucleotides. RefSeq lists its product as uncharacterized. The record is from RefSeq and is a predicted model, not a curated record. NCBI's taxonomy places the organism in Eukaryota, Metazoa, Arthropoda, Insecta, Diptera, Drosophilidae.